CUUGGCUCGCCGCCGUCCGCGGUGCCGGGGAGCGGUGGCUCCGCGUUCCGCCCGCGAGAACUUUGCCCGGCGCGCAAGGGGAAGGAUGGAGCCGCGGGAGCCCGCGGCGGGGCCCCUCAACAGGUCCCGAGCUGUGGCAGAGCUGCCCCGCGGGGAGUUCAACCUCUCUGGGCUGCCAGAGGAGGAGGGGAAGCCCCUCUUCGGCAUCGGCAUCGAGAACUUCAUCACCUUAAUCGUCUUCGGCUUGAUCUUCACCCUGGGGGUGCUGGGCAACACCCUGGUGAUCACGGUGCUGGCAAGGAGCAAGCCAGGCAAGCGCCGAAGCACCACCAACAUCUUCAUCCUCAACCUGAGCAUCGCUGACCUGGCCUACCUACUCUUCUGCAUUCCUUUCCAGUCUACAGUCUACGUGCUCCCCACCUGGGUACUGGGUGCCUUCAUCUGCAAGUUCAUCCACUACUUCUUCACCAUCUCCAUGCUGGUGAGCAUCUUCACACUCUCAGCCAUGUCCGUGGACCGCUACGUGGCCAUUGUGCACUCCCGGCGCUCCUCGGCCCUGCGCAUUCCCCGCAACGCACUGGUGGGUGUGGGGCUCAUCUGGGCACUCUCCUUCGCCAUGGCCUCACCUGUGGCUCACCACCAGCGCAUCUUCCACCGUGAGACCAGCAACCAGACCUUUUGCUGGGAGCACUGGCCCAACCCACGCCACAAGAAGGUCUACGUGGUUUGCACAUUCGUCUUCGGAUAUCUGCUACCACUGCUUCUCAUCACCUUCUGCUAUGCCAAGGUUCUUAACCACCUACACAAGAAGUUGAGAAACAUGUCAAAGAAGUCAGAAGCAUCCAAGAAAAAGACAGCACAGACUGUGUUGGUGGUGGUAGUGGUUUUUGGCAUCUCCUGGCUGCCGCAUCACGUGAUCCAUCUCUGGGCUGAAUUUGGAGUUUUCCCACUGACUCAAGCCUCCUUUCUCUUCAGGGUAAUUGCACACUGCCUGGCUUACAGCAAUUCUUCUGUGAACCCAGUUAUAUAUGCAUUUCUAUCUGAAAACUUUAGGAAGGCCUACAAACAAGUCUUCAAAUGCCAGACGGGUAAAAAGUCACCUCUGAAUGAUGCUAAGGAAAAUAAAAGUCGGAUAGAUACACCACCAUCCACCAAUUGUACCCAUGUGUGAAUAUUUAGAAGGCCUGUAUGUUGGCUCUUCAUUUAUGUCAACUGAACACCAAGAAAAAGCACAAUGAGCUUUAUCCUGUGUUUAUCUUGAUAAAACUAAUUGGUAUUUAAUGUACUGAAGUUGCAUGUGUAGCAAAAGUCUGUUAAACUGGUAUGAAAGAAACCUGGGCUGAUCCUUUGCAUCUUAGAUAGCUUUAUCAAAUUAAGCUCUUGAACCUUUUUAAGAUAUUUAAAUACUUAAAGAUAUUUGAGAAAAAAAUGUUGAGAUGAUAUGUCUGUAUUCUUACUCACUAACCAUACAAAUAUACAAGAAGAUGUUGAUAUGGACAGGUAACUUUCUGACAUCUUACUCCAUCAAAGUGAAAUGAUGGAUAGAUUUUCUGUCUUAAAGAUAAUAAAUACUGGGGUACUAUGAUUUCAGAAAGUAAAACUUCUGUUCUCUCUUCAGAUUGUUUUGACAAUGCUUUUUUUUUUUUUAAGUAAGCAUGGGCUCUGAUUUGGAGUUGAAAUAAGCCGUGUACAACUUGAGGCAAUUGCUUUAGAGAGGAAAUGCUAAUUUUAUCUGUUUAGCUGUUCAUAAUGUAUCUUACUGAGCAAGGAUGGACUGUUUUUCCACUUCAUAUGGCUGCCUUACUGUAGACAUAGAACUAUUAUGUACGCUAUAGAAGGUUUUUUUUAUGGCCUAUGUGUAGUUGUACCAAAAUGUGGAUUUAUGUCUGAGGGAAGCUUUUCUUCACGUGUUGAAUGUGCAUGUGUGUGUAUGUUUUCUCAACUUUAUAGACUUUGAGAUGGACAUACAGUUUUAAAUGUGCAAUAUAUGCAUAUGUUUUAAAAUAUCAUGUUCCAUAAAGC
Molecule: messenger RNA, 2022 nt
Organism: Corapipo altera (White-ruffed manakin)
Lineage: Eukaryota; Metazoa; Chordata; Aves; Passeriformes; Pipridae
Gene: GALR1
Product: galanin receptor 1
Exons: 3
Coding region: 86-1171 (361 amino acids)
Biological process (GO): positive regulation of cytosolic calcium ion concentration; negative regulation of adenylate cyclase activity; G protein-coupled receptor signaling pathway
Cellular component (GO): membrane
Molecular function (GO): galanin receptor activity
Source: RefSeq, a predicted model, not a curated record